AUGUCUUUGCAGGUUAACUUAUCUAGCAAAGAGAUCAGCGAGGCGUACCAAAAUGUCGUCGCUGGCAGAAACAUAGAUUGGGUAAUAUACACAUACGACAAGGGUGGAAAUGACCUCAAAGUGCAGGCCACUGGGAAUGGUGGGCUCGAGGAAUUAGAAGAGGAGUUCUCGGACGGACGGAUGCAGUACGCGUUCGCGCGUGUCAUAGAUCCUAAUAGUAAACUGGCCAAGUUCGUACAAAUAAACUGGUGUGGAGAUGGAGUGCCCGAAGCCAAGAAAGGUCUAUUCCACACUCACUCCAGCGCCGUUGCGAAGUUCCUCCGCGGUUCUCACGUUGUGAUCAGUGCUCGCAAUGAGUCCGAUGUCACGCCCGCGCUCAUAAUGAAGCGUGUGGAAGCGGCAUCUGGGGCAAAAUACUCAGCGCACAAUGAACAGGCGCGAAAGUUCGAACCGAUCACCCCUGUCGGUACGAGCUACACGCCUGUCGGGCGGCCCGACAUCACGGCCAUGCGGAACCAGCCGCCACCGAAGAAUGUUGCAUCAUCCACGCCUUCAGCGCCGAAACCUGUUACAACAUCAUUUAAGCCUGCGAUACCCACUGCCCCGCGCCCUGUUGUUGGUGGCGCUACUUCUGCACGACCUGUUGGUACAGGGAAAGCCCCCGCUGGUGCUUGGGAAGAAGAGGCAAUUUCUGCAUCAUUUCCUCCACCGCCUCCACCUGCUGCGUCACGCCCUCCGGUCAUACCUAGCGCUCCAAGGCCUGCUUUUUCCUCUUAUGUUGGGACUACCGCUGCACGCUCUACUCCUGCAGCUCCUACUGCCCCGCCUGUCGUCCCUUCCUCUAGUGUACCCGUAAAACCUACAGAAGAAGAUCGUAUUGCGCCAGUAGGUACCGCAUGGACCCCUGUCAAACUCACACCAGGCAGGCUGAAGAAUCCGUUUGCACAAUUCGAGCAGCAGCAAGCUCCUCCACCCCGCGCACCUACUGCCGGCGGAGAAAAGAAACUCACCUGGAGCGAACGCCAACUUCUAGCAAAAAAACAAGUAGAAGAAGAAGAGCAACGAAGUAGACGGGCUUCGUGGCAAAGCCCCGCAUCUACAGGUUUAAGCAGUGGUUCGAGCCAAGGAAGGUUUGGCGCGAAAUUUUCCACUGCUGCUCCACCGCCGCCUCCACCGGCUCCCCCUGCUUCGACACGUCCACGAUUUGUGCCGCCUCCGCCUCCCGAGCCAGAACCAGAAGUAGAGGAGGAGGAGGCUGCUCCGCCGCCGCCACCACCACCACCACCACCACCACCGGCAUUUGCGCCUGCGCAUGUUGAACUGGAAGAAGAGGAAGCGGCACCCCCACCGCCUCCGCCGCCGCCGCCACCGCCACCACCCCUUCCACCUGUAGCCCAGAUGCAGGCACUGAGUGUGGUGUCAGAACCUGAGCCCGAGCCAGAACCAGAACCAGAACCAGUGCAUAAUGAGGGACAGGGUGUCUGCGCGGUCGUAUUAUAUGACUAUGAGGCUACGGAAGAUAAUGAAAUGAACUUGAUGGAAGGUGAACUUAUCGAGCAGAUUGAACAGAUUGACGAAGGUUGGUGGAGUGGCGUUGGCCAAGGUGGUGAAAAGAACGGUUUGUUCCCUGCGAAUUACGUGGAAAUCGUGGAGCAAUCUGAGGAAGAGGCCCCUCCGCCACCGCCACCACCGCCACCACCACCGCCCCCGCCGCCUCCAGCUCCGGCAAUGCUGUCCGCUCCUGAGCCAGAACCGGAACCCGAAGUUUCUGCUGCCGACGAGGGCAUCGUAGCAGUGGCUAUUUACGACUAUGAAGCCGCCGAGGACAACGAGAUAUCAUUCCUUGUAGGCGACAGAAUUGUUGAAAUCGAGGCGAUUGGCGAAGGGUGGUGGCAAGGCAAGAAUCCACAGGGCGAUAUCGGAAUGUUCCCUGAAAAUUAUGUGGAACUACAAGAAUGA
Messenger RNA from Suillus paluster, 1959 nucleotides. RefSeq lists its product as uncharacterized. Gene Ontology annotation, molecular function: actin filament binding. Gene Ontology annotation, cellular component: cortical actin cytoskeleton; plasma membrane; site of polarized growth. Lineage: Eukaryota; Fungi; Basidiomycota; Agaricomycetes; Boletales; Suillaceae. The record is from RefSeq and is a predicted model, not a curated record. The transcript is spliced from 13 exons. Bases 1 to 1959 code for a protein of 652 amino acids. Gene Ontology annotation, biological process: regulation of actin filament polymerization.